Messenger RNA from Bicyclus anynana (squinting bush brown), 2504 nucleotides. RefSeq lists its product as uncharacterized. Gene Ontology annotation, cellular component: membrane. The transcript has 6 exons. NCBI's taxonomy places the organism in Eukaryota, Metazoa, Arthropoda, Insecta, Lepidoptera, Nymphalidae. The coding region runs from base 106 to 747 and encodes 213 amino acids. The record is from RefSeq and is a predicted model, not a curated record.
UCUAGACUUGUAUAUUACUAAAAAAAGUAAAGUACCUAACUAAAGUCGUUAAAGUGUCAACAUUUUAAUCGAACUUUAAACAUUUUGCUUGUCGUAGACUUGAAUAUGUUUGCUCCGUGUUUACUGUUGUUUAUUUUGGGUUCCAUUAAUGCUGACGAAGCACCUUUACAUUGCGACUUCGACCAUACACUCUGCGGUUGGUGGAAUGACGAAAAUGCUGGCGCUAAAUGGACUAACCAUUUAAAUGUUAAAGGGAUCUUCGCCAAUAUUGUUCACGGCAGAAACAUGGCACGCCUAAUCUCUCCCAUUUACGACCAUGGCUUAGUGGAGGAUGGCUGUUUCUACUUGGAUUGCGGUUUUUAUAUUAGCGAUAUAGCAUUCAGAGUCUACCAAGUCCCGGUGUCACUUGGAGUGACCGGAUUAUUGACGUCAACCGAAGAGAUAAAAAGAAAAUAUAUUAUACAUGAAGCAGAACGUGUUAACGUGACCAGCAUUAGCACGGUGUAUCUAUAUCCCGUCUCAAUGUUUCAUCCAGGAUAUACAGAAAACUUCCAGAUCGUAAUCGAAGCUUCCUGUGAAAAGGGAAUCAUCUUUAUAAAUGAAGUAGAAAUAUUUCGAGGAAGGAAGUGCAUUGAAGCAGCCAACGCAUCUGUUACCCCUCCACCUGGUACUACUCAAACAUAUUAUACGAACCGAAACAAUAACCUGCAAACGGUUACAACAUCGCCGAACACAACAACAACGUAGUCAAGUCAUCAGCUCCGCCGGCAAUAACAACGUUCUUUCCUUUAUUUAUUUUCCAAACCAUUUAAUAAUUUCUACAAGUAACAAUUGUGUUACAUUUGUGGUUGUGGUGUUAAUUAACCUUUGAUAAUUACUAAAUAAAAAUUUUAAUAAAAAAAUACAACCGACUUCAAAACCUAAAAACGUACCCACUAAACUAAAAAGUGAAAAAUAACUUCAUAAUAUGUUCUACCUGCUGAUCAGUAUGAAGGCGGUGCUAAGCCGGUGAUGUAUUAAUUCAAGCCAUCUGAGAAUAUUUUAUAGCUUUAGAGUUUGCAGACAGUUUUGUUUCAUGUGGUCCUGUCAGAAAUGGCUUAAAUUAAGACAACACUGGCUAAGCACCGCCGUCAUACUGAUCAGCAGGUAGAACAUAUUAUGAUGUUAUUUAAAAAAAAAAAAAUACCGACCGAAUUGAGAACCUCCUCCUUUUUGAAGUCGGUUAAAAAUACAUUUUUAUUAAUAUUAAUAAGAUUAUAUUUGUGAGAUGUAUAUAUAGAAUAUACAACAUGUGCCCUUUUCGAAAUUUGCAUAUUCAAAUAAAUAAUUAAGGUACUGUUACACAUACUCUAACUCUAAAAUAGCAUGCUAAAAACGUGCUAUUAAGUAUGCUCCACGCGAGCAUGCUUAUAGUUUACAUUUGCUAGCAAUAAGCAUGCUAUUUAUAAGUAUGCUCCUGAAUAAUUGCUCAAAGCAAACAUUCUAAUUAAACAUGCUAAUUUGUAUCUAUCGCUUUCUGUCUAUAGUAUCGUGUUAGACAGAAGAGAGACUGAUCUACUAGCAUACCCAAUAAUCUGUUCAGACGCGCUUAAAGCACGCCAAUUUCUAUCCGCGCAGCAAGUAGCAUGCUCAUAAAUCGCACGACUGUUGAUUUUUAAGCAUGCUCGAAAUAAGCAUGCUCAUUAUUAGCAAUGUUUUAUUUUUUAUUUUAUUUUAUUGAGGGCUUACAAACAACAUCAUAGUACAUAAUAGUAAUAUAAAUAAAAAUUAUAACUAUGACACCAGCUUCGGAAACCACAGAUUACAAUACUAUAAAGUAGACUCCUAAAUAUCUUACCUAAAAUUAUUACAAACAAAUUUUGAAAAAAUUAGAAUGAAAAGUGAAUAAAAAAAAAUAGAUGAAAGAAAAGACUAAAGACUAAAUUAUUAAUUAACUAAUAGCUAUAAACUCUGUAAGCGUUUUAUAACCAACCUCUUGAAGAUACCUACACGUGUAGAAAAAAUAUCAAUAUUAUUGAAGCACUCAUUGUAAGAUUGCGUCAUUCUAUAUAAUGGAGAACGUUUGCCCGCAUUUGUACGGCAGUUGGUGGUAGCAAAGAGCUGAUGCGUUCGAACACUUCGCAUUCGAGCCCUGAGUGGUACUUUGUAACAAAUUUUGCGCGUUAGGGCUACACAAUCGUACUUUUCGGACUACUACACAAACGUUUAAACUCAUUAGUUUUAUGAAAAGGGGAAUGUCCACCAGCCCAUACAACGUCGGCCCAAGAAACCCAGUUACGCCCCCCCAUAAAAGUAUAUGGAGAUGAUAAUAUGAUGUAAAAAUAAGAAUUUGGUUAAAUAAUUUUUUUUUAUAAAAGUUUGCUAGAUAUAGAAAAAAAUACUUUAUUUUAUCACUCUCACUGCUCAAAAAGUACACCGGAGAUGAAGUAACAUUAAAGCUGUAGAUGAAUAGAUUUAUUGUUUCUAAGUGUCUAGUUAAUUAAUAUAUCUUAAUUAUUACCUCG